Molecule: messenger RNA, 1986 nt
Organism: Archocentrus centrarchus (flier cichlid)
Lineage: Eukaryota; Metazoa; Chordata; Actinopteri; Cichliformes; Cichlidae
Gene: bhlha9
Product: basic helix-loop-helix family, member a9
Biological process (GO): sensory organ development; positive regulation of transcription by RNA polymerase II; axon development
Cellular component (GO): nucleus
Molecular function (GO): protein dimerization activity; DNA-binding transcription factor activity; E-box binding
Source: RefSeq, a predicted model, not a curated record
CCUGAUUUAUGAGGAUGGGUUCCAGGGAAGCUACUCUAAAUUACAUGGCCCUUAAGCCUGAGCCGAGAGAUGCAGAGAGGAGGUGAAUCGCCACUCUAGAGAGCUAAUUGCAAGCUCGAAUCUAUCUCAAGUGUUGAAACUCCCCUGAAAGGGAUGUGAGGGAGAGUCAGAGUAGGAGGAGGAGGUGACAGUGCCAUUUGCCUGGAGGGUGCCCAUAAACCUGAAGACAGAGAGAGAGAGAGUGCAUCAUUCUUUACAGGUGAGUGUACCAUGUGACCUCAAGAUCUUUAAAAAGCAGGCAAACCUGUCUUGUUGAGACACAGGUAAUCGCAUAGUACCAGAGCAGCUGAAGAGGGAGAAUACAUGGGCUGUCGGCACAGCAGCAAACACCGACAGCCCUGCAAAACAAGCCGAGGAGCUAUCAGUGAGGUCCCAAAGACUACCAGAGCCCUGCAGACACAGCACACCGUGCAGACCACAUCUAAACAACAAAGGCUCUUCACUGCAACUGCAGUACAAGUAGGAAGAUUUUAUGUUGUCUUGUCAGGUGUUCACAUUCUUGACACAAUGAGCUGCAGUAGUGUUGCAAGUUCCGAGUUUUCUGAGGAAGAGCUUGAGCUUGGCAGGCUGGUCCAAUGCGAAGAUGAGGGAAGUCCAAAGGCAUCAUUUCAAGACGAGAGUUCAACCAGCUGUCCAGGUGACGCAGAAGAAACCAAGAAGCGCAACCGACCGGUGCGCUCAAAAGCUCGAAGAAUGGCUGCUAAUGUCCGUGAGCGAAAACGCAUUAUGGACUACAACCAGGCAUUUAAUGCCCUCCGUGUUGCUCUAAAUCAUGCCCUCAGUGGCAAACGGCUAUCCAAGAUUGCUACACUACAGAGAGCCAUCAACCGCAUCUCUGCUCUCUCAGUAUUCCUGAGCUCUAAUCCCCCCAGUAAGCCCUGCACCCACCGGGAGUGCAACAGAUCAUCAGUGGGACCAGCAGCGAUGAGAACAUCACGGCUUGAGCAGGUCAAGCUAACUGUUCCUUGUCUGGACCAUCAGAGCUAUGUCCCCUGGCAUGCAUCCAUCUCUCAACAGAUGCAGCCACAGCCAGGGCCUCACAUGCACAGGCUGUCCGUGGAGCCACAUGGCUACAUUGAUAACACUGUGCCAUCAUGUCCCCCAUCACCCCACUACCCUUGUUAUCCCAAUGAGGGACUUUAUGCCUCACAUGGACACUGUGGCACCCGUGAUCAUCCACCCAGCCCUCUGAGCUAUCCUCAGGUAGGUGAGGGGUUGGGAUUCCAGCCAGGGAUGUGGGCCUCCUGCACGCAGGGACACAUGGACACUUUUGCAGAGCCAUCUACUACUCUGGUUCCAUGGCAGGUGAGCUAUCUGCAGGAGCCAGAGAACAGCUUCCCCCUGUGCUCUGAUGUACUGUAACAUGCUGCAUUGAGCACUGUGAGCCCCAAAGACUCUGAUGGACUUUUGAAUGGUCACAGGGAGUAAUUGAUGCAAAGUCUUGUGCUGUUACUGUUGCUGUUUAUGAACAUAACAGGAACACUGUUAUUGUAGAGCAGACACUGCAAGCUGAACUCACAUAAAAAAGGGAGCAAUGGCAAUUUAGACUGCAGAAUGUUGUAUGUGUAUAUGUAUUAGGUAAUGUAUUUUGAUCUUGCAUUUUAAAUGUUAAUUCUAAAGAAUGUUUUACCAUCUGUAGUAGAUAAUUCACAUAAUUAUAUAUUAUUUGCUGUGUUAAAUUGUUGCCUUUUUGGCCUUCUACAAAGAAUGAAUUAUUAGACAUUAUGUUGCAUUAUUAAAUGUAAGCUAAUAAAAUGGAUGAGCUGUCUAAUCCAAUCACACAUGUGAGCAUGAAAAACUGUGCUAUGUAACUGUCCACAGAAUGUGCUAUCUUUCAAGUAGUACAAAGUGCUUUGAAAGAAAAUGUGACUAACAUCUGGUGCCAAAGUGCGACACAUGUUAAUGUAUUUAUUCUCUAAACUGAAA